Mobula hypostoma (lesser devil ray) is the source of this 1115-nucleotide messenger RNA. RefSeq names its product histone H1-like. Gene Ontology annotation, biological process: nucleosome assembly. Gene Ontology annotation, cellular component: nucleosome. The transcript has a single exon. NCBI's taxonomy places the organism in Eukaryota, Metazoa, Chordata, Chondrichthyes, Myliobatiformes, Myliobatidae. Bases 18 to 563 code for a protein of 181 amino acids. The record is from RefSeq and is a predicted model, not a curated record. Gene Ontology annotation, molecular function: structural constituent of chromatin; DNA binding.
UUUCCAGAGUCGCCGACAUGACCGAGACAGCACCCGCCGAAACGGCUCCUCCAGCCGCACCCGCCGCCGCAAAGAAGAGUCCCAAGAAGAAGGCGGCCGGCCGGAGCAAACCAGCCGGUCCCAAGCUGGGCGAACAAAUCGAUAAGAUUGUGGCGGAUUGUCGCGAUAGGAAGGGUAUGUCCGCUGUGGCCAUCAUGAAGGCUCUGAUCAGCAGCGGUGUCGAUGUGGGGAAACGUCGCGCCCAGAUCAGGAUGUGCAUCAGGAAGAGAGUGGAAAGCGGCUCCUUGGUUCAGACCAAGGGCGCGGGUCUUUCGGGAUCCUUUAAAUCCGGUCAAGGAAAAAGUGCCGUGAAAGUAGGGAAAAAAGCGAACAAGCCAACGGCAAAGAAAUCUCCCAGCAAGAAGUCUGGCGCCAAGAAACCAGCGGCUAAGAAAGCGGCAGCGAAGAAACCAGCGGCCAAGAAAGCGGCAGCAAAGAAACCAGCGGCCAAGAAAGCCUCAGUGAAGAAACCAGCGGCCAAGAAAGCUGCGCCGAAGCCCAAGAAGACAGCAGUCAAAAAGUGAAUUGAGAAUACACCAUUUGUAAGUGUUUGAACCCAACGGCUCUUCUCAGAGCCACCCACGUCUCAGAAAAGAGCUGAUCAUGAAUAUUGUGAUUCCCGCGCCGGGUCCGAAUGAGUUUUCCAGGGGAACUUCUCGCAUAAAACCCGAUAUUCCCGGUACCUCGCUGACAUUCAGUGGGGCAGUGACGCCCCAGAUUUGAAGUGAAACACUCGAGUUUCACUCAGGCUGUGUGUGUGAGUGAGAGAGAGAGAGAGAUUCCGCGCCUCACACCCCAAGACCCGAUUCAGCUGAGUUGAUUGGGAACUACUCAAAAACCUAUGUGAGAGUGGAAGGGGCGUCCUGAGAGACGGAUCUGUCUCUGCGGAUGGGCUGCAGGGGGAAGAUACAUGAUAAACUACCCCGUGGCAUUGCCGACUGACCUUCAUUCAGUUACCAGCCACAAAACUACAUAAGUUUAUUCACACAAAACGGCAACAUUAAAUAUGUACUAGACAGUGAAACCGAACAACCCCAUCAGGAGGGCAGAUCAUCACUACAAUAAUACAAUGAUCA